Molecule: messenger RNA, 4152 nt
Organism: Rattus norvegicus (Norway rat)
Lineage: Eukaryota; Metazoa; Chordata; Mammalia; Rodentia; Muridae
Gene: Olr1
Product: oxidized low density lipoprotein receptor 1
Biological process (GO): vesicle-mediated transport
Cellular component (GO): extracellular region; membrane raft; plasma membrane
Source: RefSeq, a predicted model, not a curated record
CAGACCCAGAGACUUACUCUAGCUAUUUCUACUGGGCUCAUACUCUGUAUGCAAGACUUCCCCUUCUAACUCCAGCACUCAGGGCUAGCAAUGGGAAUCCUACAUGGUUUAUGUUACAUGUCUAAUUGCCCAUCAAAACAAUUAAAAGUAAAACAUACUACUUAUAAAAAGACACCUUAGAGAGUGACAAGCUGCCUUGGUGAACCAGUAAACAGAGAAAUGUGAACAAUGAAGUCAAGCCAUCUGGUCCAAUCACAUUCCUCUCUACAAACCUAACUUGAAGAAUGUGCUCCUUUGAGUUUCAAGUCCUUAUCUGAUUUGUCUACAGUAUCUUUCCUAUAAUUGUCUUGGACAGUGCUCUUUUCCCUGCUGUCUGUUUCUUAGUGAAAGGUCAUGAAGCACGACUGGAAUUACCAUUCUCCCCACCCACCAGAGACGCAGCCUAAGAAUUCGUGUUAGCCAACUUUCCAAUAUGAAGCAAAGCCUCCCUUCCUCCUGUGACGGUUGAGUCAUCCUCUGCUAGAUAAGAGCAGCUAUUUAAACUGCAUCAGAAGCUCGAGCACUGGCAGUUGGCUGACUGAGGUCCUCUACUGUUUCAGUUUCCCAUUCUUGGCAUGAAUUUGGAAAUGGCUUUUGAUGACAAGAUGAAGCCUGUGAAUGGCCAGCCUGAUCAGAAGUCAUGUGGCAAGAAGCCUAAAGGGCUGCAUUUGCUUUCUUCCACAUGGUGGUGCCCUGCUGCUGUGACUCUGGCCAUCCUUUGCCUAGUGUUAUCAGUGACCCUUAUUGUACAGCAGACACAGUUACUCCAGGUAUCUGACCUCCUAAAGCAAUACCAAGCAAACCUUACUCAGCAGGAUCAUAUCCUGGAGGGGCAGAUGUCAGCCCAGAAGAAAGCAGAAAAUGCUUCACAAGAAUCAAAGAGGGAACUGAAGGAACAGAUAGACACCCUCACCUGGAAGCUAAACGAGAAAUCCAAAGAGCAGGAGAAGCUUCUGCAGCAGAAUCAGAACCUCCAAGAAGCCCUGCAGAGAGCUGUGAACGCUUCAGAGGAGUCCAAGUGGGAACUGAAGGAACAAAUAGACAUUCUCAACUGGAAGCUGAAUGGGAUAUCCAAAGAGCAGAAGGAGCUUCUGCAGCAGAAUCAGAACCUCCAAGAAGCCCUGCAGAAAGCUGAGAAAUAUUCAGAGGAGUCCCAGAGAGAACUGAAGGAACAGAUAGACACCCUCAGCUGGAAGCUAAACGAGAAAUCCAAAGAGCAGGAGGAGCUUCUGCAGCAGAAUCAGAAUCUUCAAGAAGCCCUGCAGAGAGCUGCAAACUCUUCAGAACUUCGUCUUACAAGCAACUUCCCAUUCCACCUCCCCAUUUUGGAUGGGAUUACAUCGGAAAAAUCCCAACCACCCAUGGCUAUGGGAGAACGGCUCUCCUUUGAGUUUUCAAUUCUUUAGGACCAGGGGCGUUUCUUUACAGAUGUACUCAUCAGGCACCUGUGCAUAUAUUCAAGGAGGAGUUGUGUUUGCUGAAAACUGCAUUUUAACUGCAUUCAGCAUAUGUCAGAAGAAGGCAAAUUUAUUGCUAACUCAGUGAAACUAAGGAUUCUGGAGAAGAACAGGAGAAGACCUUUAACUGUUGUUUUGAAAUUUAAGCUAUCCUUUCUUGGGUGUAAAACAUGUGGCCUUGACAGCUGUCAGUUACUUUCUAACUGCAGUUCACCUCAACAGAGACAAAGACCAGAAGCAAAAACCCGGGGGUCCAGCUGAUGGCAUCUUUGUAUCAAAAGUUGUGAAUUCAAUUGUUUAUCCAUGUACACUGGCCCCGCCCCUCCCAAGACUCCCAACCAACCUGCAAUCCUUUUUUUCUUUCUUGUUUUAAACUAUGCCUCCUGUCUGACCUGGGGGAUGCUUUCUGCUCAAUUUCCUCUACCUCAGGUAUGCCUUCUGUUGCUGCAUGAAAGACAGAAUGUAGAAAACCUUCUUCAAGUGCAGGCAGAGAGCUCAAAGUUAAAAACAUGCCUAAGAAAUAGCAUGCAAAGAAACAGAACUGGAAAAGCUACACUGUACGCAGGAGCUCAUGGUCUCUAAAAAGCUAUGGCUUGAUCUUCACGACUUGGGUCCAUCUCCAGACUGCACCAUUUACACAUUUAUGUUUUUUUAUUUUAUUUUUAUUGUGUGUUUAUGGAUAGUUGGCCUAUAUGUAUCUCUGUGUACCACAUGAGUGUCUCCAUUCAGAAGAGGGCAUCAGAUUCUCUGAAACUGGAACUGCAGAUGGCUGUAAGCUACUACAUAGAUGUAAAGAAUUGAAUUCAUGUCCUCUGAAAGAACAGUCAGUACUCUUAACCAUGAACUAUUUCUCCAGGUCCCGUGAUCAUUUCUUGUAUCAGCUAUUUCUUCACAUUUGCUCUACCAAAGAACAGAGCUUAAAACAGUAUUUUAUAAAGCCAUAGAAUAUGGCCCCAAAACAAAACUAGAAUUUUUCCCUUAAAUUGCAUACUUUGUAGACAGUCUCUCCUUGACCCUGCCAUGCCAUGCUAUGACUUAGAAACAUACAUGACCAAAAUGGAUGAAACUCAGUUGAAGAACAAGUUCUUAGAAUCACCUGAGCUGGGUAUAAAAAUAUUGUUCUAUGGGAACAGAUGGAUUUAGAAAUAUCUAUUAUCAGGGCCUCCACCAUCCCCACAAGUCACAGACUCUUCCAUUUCAAAGGAAGCUUUCCAUUAUGCUAGAGGUAAUAUAGCAUAUAUGUCAUGUAUAUGAGUGUGUAUUUGUGUGUGUGAGUGUGUGUGUUCAUAUGCUAGAUACGUCCUUGAGAAGAUGAGACAUUGGCAGCUUUGUGUGUAAUGAAUUUGCAAUAAUCCAAAUUUGUAAGUAGUUUCCAUGGUUCCUUAUAGUGAUGACAUCACCACAGCCAAGAUGAUGAGCAUACCUGUUGUUUCUGCCCCUUUCCAAUGCUUCCUCCCUAGAACAAACACCAAUCUGUUGUCAGUUGUCAUUUCAUAGAGUUUAUAAUCUUGUUUUUAAGAGAGAAUCUCAUUAUAUAGUUCUGACUGCCCUGGGACUCACUACACAGACCAGCCUGGCCUCCACCUUCCAGAGUUCCUCCUGCCUUUGACUCACAAGUGCUAACACUGAAGGAGUGCACCGCCAUGUAUGGCUCAUGCAGUUUAUGUGAAUGGAAUAGUAUAACACAUCCAGAUUUUCUCAGUUCAGUUUCUUCCACUUGGUGCUAUUAUUUUGGUAUUCAUACAUCUCUGCCUCAGUGUUUGUAUCAGUUCUUCAAUUUUUUUAAAAUGUUGAUCAUUCCCCUGGUGGGUACAUAUUGUCAUUUUUAUCUGUGUAUUUGUUGAUGUCAUUUGGGUUGUUUUUGUUUGGGGUCACCUACAAAUAAAGCUGCUAUGAAUGCCCAUGGACGAUUCUGGUUUCUCAUGUAAGCACCUCUGAGUGUGACACUUGGGUCAUUCAGUGUGUGAAUAUAUGGUUGGCCAUGUUAACCAUUGCUUUUUGAAAUUUUCAAUUUUUUUUUAAAAUUAGUCGACUUUACAUCUCAACUCCAAUUUCCUUCCCUCCUCUCCUCUCAAUCUUCACCCACCUCCCUCUCCUACCCCCAUCCACUCUUCCCUUUCUCUUCAGAAAAGAGGAGGCUUCCCACAGAUGUCAACCAGCCUUAGCGUAUCAAGUUGCAGUAAGAAUAGGUUUAUCAUCUUCUAUGAAAGCCUUAAUUUUUAGACUUAUCACUGUAUAUGCAGUAUUUUGUUUGCAUGUAUGUAUUGGUACCACAUAUAUGCCUAAUACCAGAGGAAGUCAGAAGAGGGCAUGGUAUCUUCUGAGACUGGAAUUACAGACAUUUUUGAGCCAUCCUACAGACUCUGGAAAUUGAACCCAGGAUUUCUGGAAAGUUAGGCAGUGCUCUUAACCCCUGAACCAUCUCUUCAGGCCCUAUAGCAAUCUUUAUUGAUAUGUAACUGUGUAUAAUUGCACUUUUAGUUUGAAGUUCUUAAAUGGCAAAUAGUCUUGAAUUUAUUUUCAUGUUAUCAUUUACUGUCUGUACAUUUUCUGUAAUGAAAUAACUAAGCAUAUCUUUUGAGAAUUUUAUUUUCUUACAUUUUAAAUCUGAAGGAUUUACAUACAUACUGGAGAAUAAAAACAGCCUAAUGUGGAA